CCACCAACCGCAAAGUGAAUUUAAUGCUCGUGAGGGAUUAAUGACGGACCAUUCCCUUAUGAAUGGCUAAUAUGCUCCGUAUAAAUUUUUUUUCUCGACUCUCAUGUAUCCGUCUAACUUAUCUCUUACAAAAUGAAGUCCAUACAUGGAUAUGCAUUGUUCCAGCUUCUUGCUUUUGGAGUCCAUAAGUUAUCCGGGUAAUUGGUAAAACCGUAAAAUGGAAGAAGCUUGUGAAUGGAUGUAUAAGCGUAAAAGUCGGACUUCCGGCAUGUCUUCAGGGGGAUCUACAUCGCGCGGGUGGCGGCAAAGCCAUUCGUGGACGUCGCGAUAAUGGCGGCAGGGGUGCAUCUCAAAGAUUCUCUACAGGAGAUCAAACAGUCCAAGUUAAUGAAAACGAGUCACCCAACACCCCACCAUCAAAUGUGAGGCCCUCAUUCACUUCUAAUACCGGAACUGAGGCAUCUAUUCAGGCCAACUUUACACUGGAAAUGGUCCACCAAACACAACCUGAAACAGGACUUGAAUUGGGAUCGGGCCAACGUAAUCACAUUAUUAAUUUAUUAUUGGAGAUUUUCAGCUUGAAAUUAAAUGAUAAAGUGAAGAAGUCACUCGAGCUCAUUGCCUCAAAUUUGUUCACUGGCUGGCCUGCCAAUUAUGGAAAUCUGAAACCACAGGAUCGCGAGAAAUACCUUUCACGAUUCUCGCGAGACUACACCUGGGCUCCUUCCGAUAAUGGGAAAAUGAUCUCCAAGAUCCACUCGGAAUUUAGUUGGCGUUAUUCGGCACGUAUGUCAAAUAUGAGAAAGGCUGCAAAAAAGAAUAUUCCUGACUUUGCUGAAAAUAAGGAUUAUACCAGACUUAUCCCCUUUCGAGCAGAACGUGUAACUCCUCACGUGUGGACUAAGCUAUGCAAUUACUGGAACUCAGACGAUUGGAAGAAGAAGUCAGACAUUGCAGGGAUAAAUCGCUUUGGGAAGUUCCCGCAAAGACUAAAGGAAGAAAGUCCAAGACGAAGUUAUACGCUGAAAUUGAGAAAGAUUUAGGAAAAGAACCAACAGUUUUGGACUUUGGAGAAAAGUGGGAAGCAAUUGACCCCACCACAGGUCAACCAUACCCGACACGACAUGCUCGUUAUAUGGCUCUAUACCGCCAACGAAUGGAAGAAGUUCAUGGGCCAGAUCGGACACUUCAUCCUGUUAUUGAUCAUGAUAUUUGGUUGGAGAUCACAGGUGAUUCAAAAAGACGGCGUCGGGUUGGUAUUCCUGACCAAAUAUCAGAUCCUCAAUUGUUUCAACUAUCUAAACCAAUUGAGGACAAGUGUAUGCUUUUAGAAAGUCAAGCAGUUGAGCUGAGGAGUGAAAUAGACACUAUGAGAGGUGGUAUGGCAGAACUUAAGGCACAAAAUGAGGCAAUGAGAGCUGAAAAUGAGGAGCAAAGAGCAAGCUUCAAUGCUGCAAUGAGCAAUGUGUGGGGCGUUCUUAUCAGUAUGGGUGUUGCUAGCCCAAGCAUGAUCCCUUCAAGCAUGGUUGCAGGUGGAUCAUCAUCGCAACAUCACCAACCAGCGUUGUUUGGACAAUUGCAAACCCAACAACCUUCAUCGUUCGGACAGCGACCAGGACCAUUUGGACAGCUUUUUGGGCUUACUUACGCCCAGGCUCAACAUCAACUGCAAUGGGAUCAGCCCCCCCAUUUUGGACUCAAUGGUUUCACACAACCUGCUUCAUCACAAGUGCGCUCUACAGAGGUAGCUCGUCCUCCCUCCAGACCAACCAUGGCACCACCUACUGUUCUGAUGCGCACUACCGAAGAGGACUUGUCAAGCUCUGAUGGUGAUGAUGACCAAGAAAGUGAUUAAGUAUGAUGAAACUCUAAACAAUGAUAAUUACAUAUGUUGUAAUUUUUUUGCAAUGCUGAAGGGCAUUUUAACAAUGUUUGAGUAAAACUUAUAUCUUUUGGUAAUAUAUAUAUUUUGUUUGUGUUGAUGCAUGUAA
This is a messenger RNA of Cuscuta epithymum, 1991 nucleotides long. Lineage: Eukaryota; Viridiplantae; Streptophyta; Magnoliopsida; Solanales; Convolvulaceae. The record is from the annotation of a GenBank genome assembly.